CUUGUGCGAACCGAGCAGAUCUGAUGAGUUAGCUGGUUGCCAUGGUGAGGGGGCCGUGUCACGUGGCCAGGGUGCUGCUCCAGGCGGUUUGACGUCAGCAGGCAGGCAGGCAAGGGGAGAGCGAGCGCGAGCAGCGAGCCGCUGUGGCAAAGCAGCAGAGCAGCCCCGGCGCAGCCUCUCCGCCGACCUUCCGCGCGCGAGCCAGCCAGCGAGCCAGGCAGGCAGCCGUGUGGGGGUGGGAGCGCGCGCCAAUGCCGGGACCGACCCAAACGCUGUCCCCAAAUGGCGAGAACAACAACGACAUCCUGCAGGAUAACGGCACCAUCAUCCCCUUCAGGAAGCACACGGUGCGCGGGGAGCGUUCCUACAGUUGGGGAAUGGCGGUCAACGUGUAUUCUACCUCUAUAACCCAAGAGACUAUGAGCAGACAUGACAUCAUUGCAUGGGUUAAUGACAUAGUAGCUUUAAACUACACAAAAGUCGAACAACUUUGUUCAGGAGCAGCUUACUGCCAGUUCAUGGACAUGUUGUUCCCAGGGUGCAUUAGCUUGAAGAAAGUAAAAUUUCAGGCAAAGCUGGAGCACGAGUACAUUCACAAUUUCAAACUUCUGCAAGCAUCAUUUAAAAGAAUGAAUGUGGAUAAGGUGAUUCCAGUGGAGAAAUUGGUGAAAGGGCGCUUUCAAGACAACUUAGAUUUUAUCCAAUGGUUUAAGAAGUUCUUUGAUGCCAACUAUGACGGUAAAGAGUAUGAUCCUGUCGUGGCUCGACAAGGCCAAGAUGCUCUUCCCCCACCAGAUCCCGGUGAACAGAUCUUUAACUUACCAAAAAAGUCCCAUCAUGCAAACUCCCCCACUGCAGGUGCUGCUAAAUCCAGUCCAGUUUCUAAACCAGGGUCCACACCUUCUCGUCCAUCGUCAGCAAAAAAAGCCACACCAAGCAGCUCAGCAUCCAAAUCAGAUAAAGAUUUGGAAACACAAGUCAUACAACUCAGUGAACAGGUACAUACAUUAAAACUUGCACUCGAAGGUGUGGAGAAGGAAAGGGAUUUCUACUUUGGAAAAUUAAGGGAGAUUGAACUUCUCUGCCAAGAACAUGGGCAAGAAAAUAAUGACCUUGUCCAAAGGCUAAUGGAAGUCCUUUAUGCUUCAGAAGAACAUGAGAGCCACGCAGACGAGCAUGAAGGCGAGGAGCAGGUCCAUGAACAGCCCCAGCCGCAGGAAGAAUACUGACCUGUCCAACAUCUUUGACAGUUUUCAUUCUGUGUGGGAACUUUCUUCUGGAGAAAGGAACAUGUGUGGCCUCAAACUCGAAACCAGUCACUCCCAGUCUGCCAUUAACAUUUAUGUACCAUAGCGAGUGCCAGCAAACCACUGCAUUCUGUACCCAUAUUUUGCCAAGAUGCAUUUGCAGAAGUCUUCUUUCAGUGUGUCUACCUGAGAGGUCGUAGGGCUACAUCACCUACUGUACAUCACUGCAACUUCACCACUUGGCUGCUUGAGAUUUGUUCCGCUUUUUAAAAAAUAUAGAUAUUUAUUUUUUCUUUUUGUCUUAAGUAUGAUACAUUUGUAAUUUGUUCUAAAAUGUUUAUAUUGGCAUCUCUUGUGGCAAGAAGUAUUGUACCACAGAUGUGUUUGUCACUUGGUGGUGCUUUGGUAUUUUCAAGUACAUCUGCCUCGGGGCAUAAAUUUGGUCAAACAAUUGGAACAAAGGGAUACAUUAGAAGUCAUACUCAAGCUAUAAUGAUGAGGUGUGUGUUGUGGAGGGAAAAGGCUUAUGUGACCCAUAUCGUUCCUAUCCUGUAUUCACAAAACAGAAAGCAAAGCAACAGUUUCCCUAAUAAAGAUUUAAAACCCCCUGAGUGUUUUACACCAAAGCAUGUUAGAAAGCUGCACGAUAUGUUUUUAUUUCUGGAAGAUACAUGUCUACUUAACUGUUGGAAAGUCCUCUGAAUUUCCUGACUUUUCAACAGAAGCUUUCCCUGCUGCUUUCUUUUGAAGGACCUGUAUUUAUUAGAAAUUUUGUCGCUGCCUCCAGCUCCGUGCUGAUUCGGAAGACAACAAUCUCCUCUCUCUUGCAGCUGCAGAAUGCCAUCUCUGAUCUUGUGUUCUGCCUGCCACCCCUACA
Mauremys reevesii (Reeves's turtle) is the source of this 2124-nucleotide messenger RNA. RefSeq names its product microtubule associated protein RP/EB family member 2 (gene MAPRE2). Gene Ontology annotation, cellular component: microtubule organizing center; microtubule plus-end; spindle midzone. Gene Ontology annotation, molecular function: microtubule plus-end binding. The coding region runs from base 252 to 1229 and encodes 325 amino acids. The record is from RefSeq and is a predicted model, not a curated record. The transcript is spliced from 7 exons. Gene Ontology annotation, biological process: regulation of microtubule polymerization or depolymerization; protein localization to microtubule plus-end; spindle assembly. NCBI's taxonomy places the organism in Eukaryota, Metazoa, Chordata, Testudines, Geoemydidae.